Messenger RNA from Quercus robur (English oak), 1252 nucleotides. RefSeq names its product fatty acyl-CoA reductase 2, chloroplastic-like. Gene Ontology annotation, cellular component: intracellular membrane-bounded organelle. The record is from RefSeq and is a predicted model, not a curated record. The transcript has 7 exons. Lineage: Eukaryota; Viridiplantae; Streptophyta; Magnoliopsida; Fagales; Fagaceae. The coding region runs from base 176 to 1252 and encodes 358 amino acids. Gene Ontology annotation, molecular function: alcohol-forming very long-chain fatty acyl-CoA reductase (NADP+) activity. Gene Ontology annotation, biological process: suberin biosynthetic process; long-chain fatty-acyl-CoA metabolic process.
UGUGUGGGUUCAUAGUCGACAGAAUGAAUAAUAAUGCUAUGUAAAGAUGCAUGUUACUUUUUUGUUUCUUUAUAUUUUAAGCAAAAAAGAACUUCUGAAUCUACGUUCAUAGUCUCAGAGAUUCAAUUAUUGUGAUUAUAUUUUAGACUCAGAACUCUUCAAGUGCUUGGAACAAAUGCAUGGGGAAUCCUUUGAGGCUUUCAUGAUGAGGAAGCUGGUCCCAGUAGCUGGGAAUGUUUGUGAACCCAAUCUGGGGAUGGAUCCUGAUACAGCUAAUGAAAUAGCAAAAGAAGUUGAUGUGAUCAUAAAUUCAGCUGGCAAUACAAAUUUUGAUGAAAGGUAUGAUGUUGCUCUUGACACAAACACAAGAGGACCUUCUCGGCUCUUAGGUUUUGCAAAGAAGUGCAAGAAACUUGGCCUUUUCUUGCAUGUAUCAACCGCAUAUGUCAAUGGGGAGAGACAAGGAUUAAUUAUGGAGAAACCUUUCCACAUGGGACAGACAAUAGUAGGGGAAAGUGUCACCUCAGAAACCCCACCAAUAUCUAUCCCAGUGCUGGAUAUUAUAGCUGAAAUAGAGUUGGCUUCAAAUUUGAAGUUUUCUGUGCAUAAAAAUGAAGUUACUCAAAAGUUGAAAGAGUACUGUAACAGGGCAAAAUUAUUCGGAUGGAAAAAUACGUACGUGUUCACUAAGGCCAUGGGAGAGAUGCUAAUAAAUAGCAUGAGAGAAGAUAUUCCAAUAGUCAUCACCCGCCCUACCAUCAUUGAGAGUACCUAUAAAGAUCCUUUUCCUGGAUGGAUACAAGGAAAUAGAAUGCUAGAUCCAGUGAUUAUAUCUUACGGUAAAGGCCAACUCUCAGGAUUUGCUGCAGAUCCGAAAGCAAUCGUAGAUGUGCAUGCAUGGUUAUUGGUUCCUAUGGACAUGGUCGUCAAUGCAUUCAUAGCAGCCAUUGCAAAGCAUGGGAUUGCUGCGAAACCAGGUUUAAAUGUCUACAAUAUUGAGUCAUCUACUGUAAACCCCAUUGCGUAUGAAGAUUUACUUGCUAAUAAUUUGUUAAGCUACGAUCUUGUACGAUUUGCUGCCAGAUUUGACACUCGUAAUACCCAGAAAUUGAUGGAAGACAUGUCCUUGGAAGAGAUGAGGAAUUUUGAAUUCAAUGUACGAAGCAUAAAUUGGGAGCAUUACGUUGUAGACAUUCAUAUUCCAGGUGUAAAAAGGCAUGUCAUGAAGGAAAGACUAGUUAUCAAUGAAUAA